Parastagonospora nodorum SN15 is the source of this 1137-nucleotide messenger RNA. RefSeq lists its product as hypothetical. The record is from RefSeq and is a predicted model, not a curated record. NCBI's taxonomy places the organism in Eukaryota, Fungi, Ascomycota, Dothideomycetes, Pleosporales, Phaeosphaeriaceae. The coding region runs from base 1 to 1137 and encodes 378 amino acids. The transcript is spliced from 2 exons.
AUGCACUUGGAUUAUGCCUUUCGAGAGGGAGAGAUUGAGGUCAAUUACACCAAAACACCUGGUCAGGUCAUGCUUGAUGUUGCCAAGUACCACGUGAACAAAUUUUACAACCUUCGAUUUCCACAUGAGAGCAUCCGGCGGCUCCCUAAUCAGAAUGGAAUCUGCGAACAUGACUUGGAUCGCUCCAUCCCCACAUGGAUUCCGUUGACCUGGAGGGGGCGGCAUCUUGGAGGGGUUCCUGUCAAGUCUCGACAGCGAAAAUACGAAGCUUCUGUGUACGCUAGGACAAUUCUGAUCUUGGGGACUACGACGGAAGCAAUGCCGACCAAAGCGACUUCGAUCACGACUAUUCUGACAGAAGCGAUUCUGACGAAGGCGAUUUUUCACGAAAGGGAUGUUGGGGAACGGAAUUUUGAUUCUGAUGACGAAGAGCUGUUUAUCAAAUGUGCUCCAAAUUGCGUUGAUGCAGAGACUAUGCAAUUACGCGCCUGUGGGUUCCGAGUCGUCAGCAUACAGAGUCCGUUGAAUCUUCCAGACAAUGAAGAAACGAUGACGCUCCUAAAAUUUUGGUCUUCUGCCCUUGGCCAGCAUAUCCACUCAUUUAUCAGCUGCGAUACCCCAUGGUUACCACUUGAUAUGAUCCGAGCCUUAGCAUCCAUUCGACUGGAGAUAGACAAGGAGACUAUCUACGAGGCUUGUGUGGCCGGACUCACGCAUCUAUUCGAGAUCAGUCAACGUCCAGAUUCGGCAGAUCGUCCCUUCGGUUUCCUUGGAUCCACCAUUCUCGACUUGCUAGAACCCGUGCGAGACAUACACGAAUACGGGCUCCGCGCUGUCAACAACAUCACCUCAUCACUUGUGGGACGCAUGAGCAUUUUAACCGACAAACACUGCUUCGGACUUGUACCUCGGUGUGAAAUAGGAGCUGGAGACGAGAUAUGGAUGUUAUCCGGAUGUUCUCUGCCCUCAGUUCUGAGACAACAGAGCAACGGAACAUAUACACAUAUUUGCACGGCGCGUAUUCCUUCCCUCAUGAGUGACAUCACAGGACAUCCGGACAUUCGACGAUUAGCACCAGAGGCUGCGCCUGGAAAUCAAAUUGGCGAGUGGUCGAUUGAGAAUAUCGAACUUAGUUGA